GAAAGGGGAAAAAAAAAAAAAAAGCCUGCAGUUCCCAUGUGAUGGGAUCAUAGCACUGCUGAGAUUAUAGGGCAGUUGUUGUCAGAUCUGAUUGAGAUAAUUGCUUGCAUUUUCCAAAGUUCUGUGAGCUUUAAGGAUGCUUUCCAAAGGUCCUUCAGAAACCUUAACUGGAAUAUGUACGUGCUGUUUGACCAGAGGGCUUGCAGAAUGGCCUAAAAUAGCCCAAAGGAGAAGUGGGAUUUCUGUGUAAUAACGGUUAUCCCGGGAGCACUGGGGACUUUUGGAAAGAGAAACGGGGAUCAAAGAGCGCACAUGAAUUUGUAUCCUUUGUGCGGCUGCCUCUUUGUAUUAAAGUAGGAUACAGGAAGGUGCAGGUGCCGUGCCAUGUGCUGAGGAGCUGCAUCUAUUGCUAGCAAUUAGAAACACUUAUGCUGCAGCAAUAAGGAGAGGAGUGUGUUGGACUGGAUUUGAGUCAUUCAAAUCAUAACAAAAAGAAGUCUGGUGGUGUUAAAACCUAGCUGCAGACUCCGCUUGCUGCGGUAGAAGUAUCUGAAAAUGCUGAAGUUAAAGGCCUUCUGCUUGGAUUACUGGCAGUUUUUAUGUCUCCAGCCUCUUCACGGUUUCUAUAAAAGUGUUGAGGGGGAAGCUCCCAGCAGUGAAACUGGCACGUCUCUGGACAGCCCCUCUGCUUACCACCAAGGGCCUAUAACGCACAGCUCCGCCAUCAGCCCAGACCAUUACGACCAUUCCCCAUACGGGCUCUAUUCUGUCUCCCCUGGACAGCAGAGAUCUCGCAGGCCCAAACUGCAGCACUCCACAUCCAUCCUGCGAAAGCAAGCAGAGGAAGAAGCUAUUAAAAGGUCAAGAUCACUUUCUGAGAGCUAUGAACUCUCUUCAGACCUACAAGAUAAACAGGUGGAAAUGCUAGAACGCAAAUAUGGAGGCCGUCUCAUAACUCGACAUGCUGCUCGUACCAUACAAACAGCUUUUCGCCAGUAUCAGAUGAACAAAAAUUUUGAGCGUCUCAGAAGUUCUAUGUCUGAAAAUCGUAUGUCAAGGCGCAUUGUACUGUCCAAUAUGAGAAUGCAGUUUUCCUUUGAAGGACCUGAGAAAGUCCACAGCUCUUACUUUGAAGGAAAACAGGUUUCUGUUACAAACGAUGGGUCAAAGCUGGGAUCCCUGGUACAGUCUGAAUGUGAUGAGCUCGGAGAGUCAGCUACAAUGAAGUCUCCAGCAGCAUCUACGGAUUUUGCUGAUGCUAUAACGGAACUGGAGGAUGCUUUUUCCAGGCAGGUGAAAUCCCUCGCAGAGUCCAUUGAUGACGCACUGAAUUGCCGGAGUCUACAUUCUGAUGAAGUCCAGACUCCAGAUCAAGUCAGAAGUCGUGAAAUGGAAAGGGAUAGUUGUGCUCAAACUAAACCAGCAAUUCACAACGUGGAUCACAGAAAGCUUGAUGAGAUGACAGCCUCAUACAGUGACGUUACGUUAUAUAUCGAUGAGGAAGAGUUAUCUCCACCCCUCCCGCUUUCCCAGUCAGUAGACAGACCGUCCAGCACAGAGUCUGAUCUGAGGCUCCGGUCUGUGAACUCUUCUCAAGAGUACUGGUCCAUGACCCACAAGGACGAUAAGCUGGACACUGAUACCAGCUGCAGGAGUACCCCCUCACUGGAAUGUCAGGAGCAGAGGAUGAGAAUGGAUCAUCUACCUUUGCUCACUAUAGAGCCACCCAGUGACAGUUCGGUGGACUUGAGUGACCGCUCCGAGAGAGGGUCAUUAAAGAGACAAAAUGCCUAUGACCGAGGGAUCACGAGUCAACAAGGAAGCCCAAAACACAUCCCGCACAGUAUUCCUGCCAAGAUUAUAUCCCGAGAGGAGCAGGAGGCCAGACAUCGGGCUAGGCCUAUAGAUAGUCAUUUAGCCAUCAACGGCACGGCAAACAGGCAAAGCAAAUCAGAGUCUGAUUACUCUGAUGGAGACAAUGACAGCAUCAACAGCACUUCCAACUCUAAUGAUACAAUAAAUUGCAGCUCAGAAUCCUCUUCUAGAGACAGCCUAAGGGAGCAAACCUUGAGCAAACAAACAUACCACAAAGAAACUCGCAACAGCUGGGAUUCCCCUGCCUUCAGUAACGAUGUUAUCAGGAAACGCCAUUAUAGGAUUGGACUGAACCUUUUUAACAAAAAACCUGAAAAAGGAGUCCAGUACCUAAUCGAGCGAGGUUUUGUGCCAGACACUCCGGUUGGUGUUGCCCACUUUCUCCUGCAAAGGAAAGGUCUCAGCAGACAGAUGAUUGGAGAAUUUUUGGGAAAUCGGCAAAAACAGUUCAAUCGGGAUGUAUUAGACUGUGUCGUGGAUGAGAUGGACUUCUCAACAAUGGAACUGGAUGAAGCACUCAGGAAAUUUCAGGCUCAUAUCCGUGUUCAAGGAGAAGCCCAGAAAGUAGAACGGCUCAUUGAAGCUUUUAGCCAACGAUACUGUAUCUGCAAUCCAGGUGUUGUGAGACAAUUUAGAAAUCCCGAUACCAUCUUCAUUCUAGCUUUUGCCAUCAUACUAUUAAACACAGACAUGUACAGCCCAAACGUGAAACCGGAACGCAAAAUGAAGCUAGAAGAUUUUGUCAAGAAUCUAAGGGGUGUGGAUGAUGGGGAGGACAUCCCCCGAGAGAUGCUGAUUGGGAUUUACGAGCGAAUCCGCAAACGGGAGCUGAAGACGAAUGAGGACCACGUGUCCCAGGUCCAAAAGGUUGAAAAACUCAUAGUAGGAAAGAAACCGAUUGGAUCUCUGCAUCACGGACUUGGUUGUGUCCUCUCUCUACCCCACCGGAGGCUUGUUUGCUACUGUAGGCUGUUUGAAGUUCCAGAUCCAAAUAAACCUCAGAAGCUUGGAUUGCACCAGCGAGAAAUAUUUUUAUUUAAUGAUCUUCUUGUGGUCACCAAGAUUUUUCAAAAGAAGAAGAACUCGGUUACAUACAGUUUUCGACAGUCAUUUUCCCUCUAUGGAAUGCAAGUUCUUCUUUUUGAGAACCAGUAUUAUCCCAAUGGUAUUCGGCUCACGUCAGCUGUUCCGGGAGCAGAUAUCAAAGUACUAAUAAAUUUCAAUGCACCAAAUCCUCAGGACAGGAAGAAGUUUACAGAUGAUUUGAGGGAGUCAAUUGCAGAGGUUCAAGAAAUGGAAAAGCACAGAAUAGAGUCCGAGCUAGAAAAGCAGAAGGGUGUGGUGCGUCCAAGCAUGUCUCAAUGUUCCAGCCUGAAGAAAGAUUCUGGCAACGGGACGCUGAGCAGAGCCUGCCUGGAUGACAGCUACGCCACCGGGGAGGGGCUGAAGAGGAGCGCCCUGAGCAGCUCCCUGCGGGACCUCUCGGAAGCAGGCAAGCGUGGGCGACGCAGCAGUGCAGGAUCGCUAGACAGCAAUAUGGAAUUUCAGCAUUUUGAGCCACUGCAAGGACUUUACACCUAAACAGUAGAGACAAAGGAAUCACAACUGCAAAACUGUACCAGCCUAAGAGCAAACCUUGAAGAGGAUGAGCAAAAAGUUCCAGUCUGAGAUGGGUAAAAGUAAUAAUAACAACCAGUCCAUUUUCUGUUUAGCAGUAGUAGAAUUGUCAGGAAUAACAAGGACAUGAGAAGGAGAGAGUGAGUUUUCAUGUCGGCUUGCUCAUGGCAUCUCUGAUACUUGGGGGGCGGGGGGAGAGGUUGAGUAAGUUUUUCCCUUUCAUACCAUUGAUCUCACAAUACCAGCAAAACUGCAAACUGAGCACUUUGUUAACCUCCACAGAGAGCAAAUACAGCAAUCUAGAGUUUAGCCUUUUGUUUAGAGCUGUCCACGUUCGUUUCACACAUGUGCAAUAUGUUUUCCCCUUCUGCUCCUUCUCCUCUAAAUUAUCUUCAUGAAAAAAAAAAAAAAAAGAAAAGGAGUCAUUAUUUUUAAGUAUCACUCAUACUAAAUUCUGCGGCUUACCUUAAGAGGGCUCGUAGGGGUCCCCUGAGGCUCUGUUCCUUGCAGUUUAAAACAAUAUAUACUGUUCUUAUAAGGGAAAGUAGAACUGUCUGCAUGUCAUCUAAUGUUAUUAGUGUGAGGCUACACUCUACAUAUUGUAUAUUUGCAAAAUAUAUCAGUGUUACUGUUGAUAUUAGUUGAAGUAAAGUGAUAACAUAUUUCAAUAUGUAGACUUUUCUUCAUACAUCUGUACCAAUAGUAGAGUCUAACUGUAAUUUAUAGGUUGUUCCAGAAAAGAUAAAGAACCAUUCAGGUACAAACAUCUUCCAGAAACUGCAUCUUUUAAUUAAAACGGAGGUAAGAGUGCUCCUCUUCACUGAGUGACAGCGUCUGUACUGGGUUCAGAUGCAGAGUUACGAUGGAAGUGAAAUUGCCUGUGUAUGGAAUACAGAGCAUGCGGUAGCAGUGGAGAGGAAAUUCUGACUCUGGCUGUGUUAAUUAACAACGAAGAUGCUGAAUCUCCCAGAUCUGCAUUUGCUUUAUGUGCAAAAAACCCCUUUCAUUCAUUUAAAUUAGAGUUACGCAUAAAUAUUCUGAACUUGCACAGUAAGCCACAUUUUGAUGUUUGCCCACUGGUUUUCCAUGUGCCCUCAGCUCAGUAUUGUGGAGAAGUCACCAGUGUGCACCCCGAAAAGCCAUUGACACACGAGUUCAUGUACCCCUGGGGACAGAGCUGGCGCCUGCCCUCGGGGUGCACCCAGCUGCAUGUGGGAAAUCACACGUCAUUCUGAGGCUAGUUUGAAAAACAAAACUGGUCAUAGAAGAGCACAGUAUUUGUAAACUCUAAAUAGUUUCAAGUCAAUGAGGAGAAACAGUGGAAUUUUUUUAAUUAUUUUUAUUUUUUAGACUGUGUGUUUGUAUGUACUUUAAACAAACCGAUGUGUCUUGGUGUCAGCAUAAGUCUGGAGAACUUUGCUGCUUGGUUAGGGCUGUAGUAUAACCUCUCCAACUCCAUCCUUGAUUAACAAACUCUUAGAGCAGUGUGGCCCACGCCUAGAACAGGAAAAUGACAGUACUAUAACACUGCCUGUGGUUAAGAAAAUUAAUUUUUCCAGCCUGCGGGCAGGAGUAGAAUUGAGAGGGUUUUUUCUCCAAUGCCAUUGCCAAUUCAAAACUGGUACAGAGCUGCAUGGAGUGGCCGUGUUUCUCUUUUCCCAUAAAUAAUGUGGCGAAGUGGUAAUGCUGAUUUGAAAAAAUGAAAGGGAAACGUAAAGAAUGAAGGUGUGGCAAGAAAAAUCUUUUCUGGGACAACAAUCAAAUAUAUCUUUGGGGUUUUUAUUUUUUUAAGUUAAGAAUGAAAUGUACAACGAUGUAAAAACAAAAAACAAAGUUCAUCCUAAUAUAAUGUGCGUCUUGUAUUGCUAAAAAAAAAAAAAAAAACAAAAACUAAAAAAAAAA
Molecule: messenger RNA, 5394 nt
Organism: Calidris pugnax (ruff)
Lineage: Eukaryota; Metazoa; Chordata; Aves; Charadriiformes; Scolopacidae
Gene: IQSEC1
Product: IQ motif and Sec7 domain 1
Exons: 14
Coding region: 556-3456 (966 amino acids)
Biological process (GO): regulation of ARF protein signal transduction; actin cytoskeleton organization
Molecular function (GO): protein binding; guanyl-nucleotide exchange factor activity
Source: RefSeq, a predicted model, not a curated record